GGGGCGCGGGCUGCGCGCUCCGCGGCUCGGUGGUCCCGCCGGGGGCCGGCGGCGGGGGAGGCGGCGGGGACGCGCGGCUCGCCGCCAUGGACGACAAGGCGUUCACCAAGGAGCUGGACCAGUGGGUGGAGCAGCUGAACGAGUGUAAGCAGCUGAACGAGAACCAAGUGCGGACGCUGUGCGAGAAGGUAGGCGGCCCGCCGCGGAGGCGCGCGCAGGGGUCGGGGGGGGAAACGGGCCCUGGCCCCCGGCUGGAGUAGGGGACGGGGUGCGGGACCCCACCCCACGCCCCGAAAACCAGGCUGCUGCAGUCCCCGGGCUCCACGGACAACUGCCCUGAAAGUCGUUAACACCGAGCGGUGGUUAGUGUGGCGUCGAUCGCUCGCAGGCUAAGGAAAUUUUAACGAAAGAAUCAAAUGUGCAAGAGGUCCGCUGUCCUGUUACCGUCUGUGGAGAUGUGCAUGGCCAAUUCCAUGACCUUAUGGAGCUCUUCAGAAUUGGUGGGAAAUCACCAGAUACGAACUACCUAUUCAUGGGGGACUAUGUAGACAGAGGGUACUACUCUGUGGAGACUGUGACUCUUCUUGUAGCAUUAAAGGUGCGCUAUCCAGAGCGCAUCACAAUAUUGCGAGGAAAUCACGAAAGCCGGCAGAUCACACAAGUGUAUGGCUUUUAUGAUGAGUGCCUACGGAAGUAUGGAAAUGCCAACGUGUGGAAAUACUUUACAGAUCUCUUUGAUUAUCUUCCACUUACAGCUUUAGUAGAUGGACAGAUAUUCUGCCUCCACGGUGGCCUGUCUCCAUCCAUAGAUACACUGGACCACAUAAGAGCCCUGGAUCGCUUGCAAGAAGUUCCACAUGAGGGCCCAAUGUGUGAUCUCUUAUGGUCAGAUCCGGAUGACCGUGGCGGCUGGGGCAUUUCUCCACGUGGUGCUGGCUACACAUUUGGACAAGACAUUUCUGAAACAUUUAACCAUGCCAACGGUCUCACACUGGUGUCUCGUGCUCACCAGCUUGUAAUGGAAGGAUAUAACUGGUGCCAUGAUCGGAAUGUGGUCACCAUUUUUAGUGCGCCCAAUUACUGCUACCGUUGUGGGAACCAGGCUGCUAUCAUGGAAUUAGAUGACACUUUAAAAUAUUCAUUUCUUCAGUUUGACCCAGCACCUCGUCGUGGAGAGCCUCAUGUGACCCGGCGCACCCCAGACUACUUCCUGUAAAUUCCUCCCCAGGACCUGUCUUUGUAUGUGGAAGUAUACCUGGCUUUUUAAAAUAUAUAUAUAUACAUAUAUAUUUAAAAACAACAGUUAUUUGUGUUUCUGUAACAAAUUGUGAUAUGUCUUGACAUUAAAACACAUCAUGGACCAAAACGUGCCAUACUAAUGAUGAGCGGUUAGCACAAUGUGAACUCUAGCACACUGUUGUAGAUGAGUCAGCCCACAGCCUGCCUGCUGGGCGGUAGUGACCAUUUUUCUUGACUGGUUAAGCAAAAAGGGUCACUGACUGCUUCGUCUCCUUUGCGCUUACUUGGAAAUUUAGUUAACAAGUUUAACUGGCAUGGAUUAUAGAGUUGGAGUUUUAUUUUUUAAGAAUUCACAAGCUGACUUCCACUUCAAUUCAUAAUCCUUUAUUUUAUUGAAAUGUAUGACUAACUGAAGAAGAGAUUCUUGGGAGUAUGUUGUCAUAACAUUAAAGAGAUUUCCUUUAAAGUUUCCUAAACUAAAUUACUGUUGGAUGUUGAGCUGCAUAUUUCUGUAUAUUUGUCAUGACAGUGCUUGCAUCCUAUUUGGUGUACUGAACAAAUAAAAUUUCCGAUUUAGAGAAAAACA
Messenger RNA from Mus musculus (house mouse), 1825 nucleotides. RefSeq names its product protein phosphatase 2 (formerly 2A), catalytic subunit, beta isoform (gene Ppp2cb). The transcript is spliced from 7 exons. Bases 482 to 1216 code for a protein of 244 amino acids. Gene Ontology annotation, cellular component: nucleoplasm; spindle pole; cytoplasm. Gene Ontology annotation, biological process: regulation of microtubule polymerization; negative regulation of canonical NF-kappaB signal transduction; response to lead ion. Gene Ontology annotation, molecular function: protein serine/threonine phosphatase activity; transmembrane transporter binding; phosphoprotein phosphatase activity. The record is from RefSeq and is marked validated. Lineage: Eukaryota; Metazoa; Chordata; Mammalia; Rodentia; Muridae.